Colletotrichum higginsianum IMI 349063 is the source of this 1572-nucleotide messenger RNA. RefSeq names its product Serine carboxypeptidase. The record is from RefSeq and is a predicted model, not a curated record. The coding region runs from base 1 to 1572 and encodes 523 amino acids. Gene Ontology annotation, biological process: proteolysis. NCBI's taxonomy places the organism in Eukaryota, Fungi, Ascomycota, Sordariomycetes, Glomerellales, Glomerellaceae. Gene Ontology annotation, cellular component: fungal-type vacuole. The transcript is spliced from 3 exons. Gene Ontology annotation, molecular function: serine-type carboxypeptidase activity.
AUGGUCCGGCUCGCCUCCCUCACGGUCUCCGGACUCGCGCUCUUCACGCGGAUCGCGUCCGCGGUCGCGACGCAAAAGGACGUCGAGUCGCCCGAGUUCGCGACCUUCUCGGUGCCGGAGCACCCGCACCACGCGAUCCGCAUCAAGGAGCAGAGCGACGAGCUCUGCGAUGCGGGUUCGAGGCAGUGGACCGGCUGGUUGGACACCGGCGGGAAGCACCUCUUCUUUUGGUACUUUGAGAGUCUGAACGAUCCGCAGAAGGACCCCCUCAGUCUCUGGAUGACGGGCGGCCCAGGCGGCAGCGGCCUUGUCGGUCUCAUGCUGGAACUGGGCCCCUGUCUGAUCAACGAAAACGGCACGGGCACCGUCCACAACCCCCACGCCUGGAACAGCAACUCGUCCAUGAUCUUCGUCGACCAGCCCGCCGGCACGGGCCUCAGCUACUCCGACAAGGACGUCACCCCGCCCGCGACGUCCUACACGGCCGCCGAGGACAUGAACAUCUUCCUGCGCAUCUUCUACAAGGCCUUCCCGCACCUUGACGCCCUGCCCUUCCACAUCGUCGGCGAGAGCUACGGCGGCCACUACAUCCCCGCCCUCGGCGCCGAGAUCGUCCGCUACAACACGGGGUCCCCGGCCCCGGCCUUCAAGGUCCCGCUGGCUUCCGUCAUGAUCGGCAACGGCUACGUCUCGCCCGCCGACACGACGUGGGGCUUCUACGAGACGCUCUGCACUACCAAGCCGGGCGUACCCGAGCCCGUCUUCAACGCGACCAGCUGCGCCGCCAUCGCCGCCGCGCUGCCGCGGUGCAUGUACCUGGAGGAGGCGUGCUACAAGUACCCGGACCCCAUCAUCUGCCGCGCCGCGGGCGACUUCUGCUUCGACCGGAUCGACUGGCUGUACUACCAGGAUGUCAAGAAGGGAGGGCGCAACCCGUUCGACAUCACGCGGCCGUGCGAGGUGGAGAACAUCUGCUACGGCGCGGGCGCGGGCAUCGAGACGUACAUCAACUCGGACCGCGUGCGGGCGGCACUCGAGGUGCCCGACGAGGCGAACGGCGGCGGCGGCAGCGGGAAGAACUUCAGCCUCAUCUCGGAGGACGUCAACCGCGCGUUCGAGCUGGCGGGCGACAUGUUCCUCAGCACCGAGGCGCAGGUGCGGUACCUCCUCGAGUCCGGGGUCGACGUGCUCGUGUACAACGGCGACCUGGACCUCGCGUGCAACUCGGCGGGCAACGCGCGGUGGACGGACAAGCUGUCGUGGGCCGGGCAGGUGGAGUUCAGCACGAGCGGCAUGGAGCCGUGGUUCGCGGUCCGGGACGGCGAGAGGGUGCGGGCCGGGCGGUGGAAGCAGGUGGCGAAGCCCGCCGUGAGGGCGGGGGCCGGCGGGCGGCGGACGAGGUUCGCGUUCGUGACGGUUGAGGCGUCCGGGCACAUGGUGCCGCUGGACCAGCCCGAGGUCGGGCUGCAGAUGGUGAGGAACUGGCUGUUCGGGGACUUCGGCGAGGCCGUCGAGGCCGCCGUGGAAGUCGGGUUGGCGGACGAGGACGAGUACGUCUUUGUGGAGUUGUAA